This is a messenger RNA of Lycium ferocissimum, 730 nucleotides long. Its product is annotated as pleckstrin homology domain-containing protein 1-like. The record is from RefSeq and is a predicted model, not a curated record. The coding region runs from base 145 to 579 and encodes 144 amino acids. NCBI's taxonomy places the organism in Eukaryota, Viridiplantae, Streptophyta, Magnoliopsida, Solanales, Solanaceae. The transcript has a single exon.
GUUCGCGAAUAAAUAAAAUGAAAAAAGAUCUACUCAAAUUUAUAGCUAUGAUGACAGGCUGACAGUGAAGCAAACAGUAAUAAUUUCUGCUCCGUCGUAUCACAAGAACUCCACCCAAUUCGAAACCCGAAAAGCCACCCAAAAAUGGAAAGUCUAUUUCGAUCAGUGACAGGCGCAAACCCUAACCCAUCCGAUUACGAAGAAAUCGAAUUCUGGUCAAACCCUGAACGAACCGGUUGGCUCACAAAACAAGGCGAAUACAUCAAAACCUGGCGCCGUAGAUGGUUCAUUCUUAAACAAGGUAAAUUACUCUGGUUCAAAGACCCUUCGUCUGUCACACGCGCUGCUGUACCGCGUGGAGUUGUCUCUGUUGCUGAAUGUCUAACUGUUAAAGGUGCUGAAGAUGUGAUUAAUAAGCCUUUUGCUUUUGAGUUGUCUACUAGUCGUGAUACUAUGUAUUUUAUUGCUGAUUCUGAGAAGGAGAAAGAGGAAUGGAUUAAUUCUAUUGGGAGAUCUAUUGUUCAACAUUCGAGGUCUGUUACUGAUAAUGAGGUUGUUGAUUAUGAUAGCAGGCCGUAGUACCUUUAUAUAUGUGAGUUGCACGUCUUAUAAUUGUGAGAUGUUUCUCUUUUUUCAUGUUGUAUUGUGCAGACUAUUUAGUGACUGGUUCAUAUGAAGCUUUCGUUUGGUUGUAUGAGUUUAUGUUUAAUGAAAAAGUUCUAUUUUCAUA